AUGGUGAUGGUGAUCAUGGUAUGUGAUGGUGGUGAUCGUGGUGUGAUGGCGGCAGCUAUGACGACACCUGUGGUGACAGUAUUAAUGAUGGCAGUGGUGGUAAUAGCCCUUCCAACUUCUGUGCCUCUACCUCUAUUUGGCCGGUGCCCAUCCCCCGCGCCCCGCGCUCGAGCCGGGGUUAUAAUUGCCUCUCACCCCCCCGGAGGGGUUAUUUUGGGGGUGGUUGGAGGCGGCGGCGGCGACGAGGGGAGUUUCCUUGUGCCUCCAUUCCCGGGAGGCGGGGAGCGGCGUUGGAGGCCACCGUUUCCAGCACCAGCAUUGGAUGUUGAUUGGCAGAGCAACAACACCUUUGCUUCAUGUAGUACGGAUAUGUGCAUUCAUGUCUGUAAAUUAGGACAAGACAGACCUAUUAAAACAUUCCAGGGACAUACGAAUGAAGUAAAUGCUAUCAAAUGGGACCCAACUGGCAAUCUCCUGGCCUCCUGCUCUGAUGACAUGACUUUGAAGAUAUGGAGUAUGAAGCAAGACAAUUGUGUCCAUGAUUUGCAAGCACAAAAUAGAGAGAUUUAUACUAUCAAAUGGAGUCCAACUGGACCAGGGACGAAUAAUCCAAAUGCCAACCUUAUGUUAGCAAGUGCAUCCUUCGAUUCUACUGUUAGGUUAUGGGAUGUUGACAGAGGAAUUUGCAUACAUACUUUGACAAAACACCAAGAGCCUGUGUACAGCGUAGCUUUCAGUCCUGAUGGCAGGUAUCUGGCAAGUGGCUCUUUUGACAAAUGUGUACACAUCUGGAACACACAGACAGGUGCUCUAGUUCACAGCUAUAGGGGAACAGGUGGAAUUUUUGAAGUUUGCUGGAAUGCAGCAGGAGACAAAGUUGGAGCCAGUGCAUCAGAUGGUUCAGUUUGUGUAUUAGACCUUCGGAAAUAGCGCUACUAGUUGGAAGCCAUGGACCGACUAUGAAUGUGUACAUAGCCAAAAUGACUGUCCCUGACCCAUGUACUGCUAUAGUCCCACUUGAACCAUGGCCAGUCCACUACAGCCAAACCUAAAGGAAAUAUAUACAUACAGUGUAUAUAAACAAAAUUGCACCCUGAAGAUGACAGUUUUGUCACAGCUUGUGAAUUCUGUUCACCAAGUGCUGGAAUCUAAUCUGCUGUGCCCCUAAAAUAGCAUUUAGAAGUUUUGGAUAUGAAAAACAGAAGAGAGAAAUAUACAUUAUAAAAGCAGACCAUACAUGUACCAGUUUUUGGAUACUAAUGACAGCCUUGUUUCUCCCCUUGAAUCAGCAGACACCAUGGAUUAUAUUCUUUUUUCCCUUCAGUAGUGAGCAGUUUGUAUGUACAGAGAAAAUGGACUUACAAAAACUUGCAGCAGUAGUUUGUUCUUGCUUUUCAAUUUUGUUUUUGGUUUAGAUUAUGGAUGAAUGAAGUAAGGGAGUGAAUCAAUUUCUUGUUUAUAUUUUUUCACCUUUUAAACAACAAAAAAUUCUUAAAAAUAUUUUAAUGCAUUUUUUUUUGAAAAGGUAGAUGUUAGGUACAUUUUAUGCCUCCCAGAGCAUAUAUUCAAUUGGUGCAUAUCGUGGAAGGGGGAAUUGGAAAUCAAAUGAAAAUAUAUGACUUUGGUCUUGUCAAUCUGUAAGACACAUCAGUAAAAGGGUAUUAUGCUCUGUUUUUGUGGUGAUGUGGCUUAAAUAUAAUAGUUUCUUUUUUUGGGACAAAUUUCUGCCAAUUAAAAACUAGAAGGGCACAAAUUUUUUUUUGAUACCAUAGAGAAGAUACAUUUAAAAAAAUCUUCUGAUGUUUUGUAGCCAUAACUAAAAUAUGGUUAAAAUGUGCACUAUUGUGAAAAGGAGCAAAGUAGUUUUGGGGUUUUUUGUUGUUGUUUUGUUUAUUUGUUUGUUUUGCUUUGGUUUUUAAGAGAUUAAAAUGUUUCUGGAUAAGGAUUAGCUUCUCAAGUGUCCAUCAUUCUAUAUAGAAGCUUAAAUGUGUAAUGUAACCAAACCUCCAGUAUUAAAAAAAAAUCUCUCCUAUUAUUUUUCUUUAUACAAAGCAAGAUAACAGCAUAUAACACUGCCAUUACAUGGCAAAAUGUUUGCUACCUUAGUUUAAAAAUCAAUCUUUAAAACAAAAGACUUGCUUCAAGGUGUUUUUAAAAUAGCAGUGAUUCAGAAUUUAAAAAAAAAAAAAAGUAUAAUUGCACUAACUUCCCUGCUGCUCUCAUUCUGCAUUUGUGGUACUCGUGACUACAUAUUUUUCAAAUAUAGAUUUAAGCUGCUAGUUUUUGUUUUAAGAAGUCACUACUCUAUCAUGUCUUUUACUCUGUUCAUAACAUCAAAUAUUUUCUUAAAGAUAGGUAUCAAGUCAAACCUCCUCUUAUGCUCAUGAAACUAAAAGUAAAGUAUACAGACAAAUGAAAGCAUGGGGCCAUGUUAUAUGUGAGAACAGGGUUGGUCAUGAUUUAACAUAAUCCAGGAAUGUCAAUUUUGAAGAGUUGUCAAAUUUAUAUAUCAAAGAUUUUAAUUAAGGAAUUGCUUCUUGAGCUUAGCAAAUUUAUAACACUAUUUCUGUCACUAAUUAUUUUGAGACCUUUACUACUAAAAUUUUAAUCUGUGUUUUAAGUUUAAGUAGAAAUUGAUUUAACCCACGUAAUGCAGCUUUGAUUUUCAGCAUUUGUUGUUUUGCUAUUUCUACAAAACAACAUUGAUUGAAGCAAGUCUUGGUUUUACUAAGGUAGGGUAGCAUUUGCUAUUGGUAAAGAGAAUAAAUACACUUAAUUUCACAAUACAUUGUUAUAUGUACCCCAGUUGUUCUUAGUGGGGACUAUGAUACUGUAAUAAUAUUUUUUAAGACUUACAUCCAGAGAGGCAGUCAUUCAUGAUGGUUUUGUGCCAGCUGUUUUUAGGGUUUUGGAUCACAUUAGAGAUACCUAGAACUUAUUACCCUGUGACUUAUGUAGGAAACCUAAUAUGCUGAGUAUCUGGCACUUGAAAUCCUGCUUUUAUU
Oryctolagus cuniculus (rabbit) is the source of this 3005-nucleotide messenger RNA. NCBI's taxonomy places the organism in Eukaryota, Metazoa, Chordata, Mammalia, Lagomorpha, Leporidae. The record is from RefSeq and is a predicted model, not a curated record.